This is a messenger RNA of Staurois parvus, 537 nucleotides long. NCBI's taxonomy places the organism in Eukaryota, Metazoa, Chordata, Amphibia, Anura, Ranidae. The record is from the annotation of a GenBank genome assembly.
GCAGCAGAACCUUACCUGUUCCUCUGUCCAGCGCUGUGCAGUCUUCCCGCGCGCCGGCAUCUGUCUGCAGUCUCUGGUCAUCUCCUGUACUGUCCGCAGUCUCUAGUCAUCUCCUGUACUAUGUCCGCAGUCUCUGGUCAUCUCCUGUACUGUCCGCAGUCUCUAGUCAUCUCCUGUACUAUGUCCGCAGUCUCUAGUCAUCUCCUGUACUAUGUCCACAGUCUCUGGUCAUCUCCUGUACUGUGUCCACAGUCUCUAGUCAUCUCCUGUACUAUGUCCGCAGUCUCUAGUCAUCUCCUGUACUAUGUCCGCAGUCUCUGGUCAUCCCCUGUACUGUGUGCAGUCUCUGGUCAUCUCCUGUACAAUGUCUGCAGUCUCUGGUCAUCUCCUGUACUAUGUCCGCAGUCUCUGGUCAUCCCUGUACUAUGUCCGCAGUCUCUGGUCAUCCCCUGUACUGUCUGCAGUCUCUUGGUCAUCCCUGUACUGUCUGUAGUCUCUGGUCAUCCCUGUACUGUGUCUGUAGUCUCUGGUCAUCCC